GAAACAGGAAAGAAGACAACAAAAUGAAUUCUUUCAAUAAGCUUACAGCAUUAUUAGCUCUACUAUUUUGUUUGAUUCUUUGUUUUUCUGUAUUUACUGAAGCUUCAUCUAAUUAUUAUUACAAACCUAAACCUAAACCCAAAUCCAAAAAGUCAACGUUUGGUAUUGGUUUCUAUUCAAAAUCAUGUCCAGCAGCUGAAGGCAUUAUAAGAAAAGCUGUAUUCAAAGCUGUUCUUAUGAACCCUGGCAUUGCUGCUGGCAUUAUUCGCAUGCAUUUCCAUGACUGCUUUAUUAGGGGUUGUGAUGGUUCAGUGUUGCUGGAUUCAGUUAAUGGAAACGAAACAGCUGAGAAAGAUAGUCCCAUUAACAACCCAAGCCUUCGAGGGUUUGAGGUUAUUGAUGAAGCAAAAGCAUUACUGGAAAUUCUAUGUCCACGAACAGUUUCGUGUGCAGACAUACUUGCUUAUGCUGCUAGAGAUAGUUCCUUCUUUGUAGGUGGCAUAAAAUAUGCUCUUCCAGGAGGACGUCGUGAUGGACGCGUUUCAUUGAGCUCCGAAGUCAUUCAAAAUCUUCCUCCACCUUUCUUCGAUGCCAAGCAACUCGAAGACAACUUCAAAAGAAAAGGAUUGUCACUUGAUGAAAUGGUGACACUAUCAGGAGCUCAUUCCAUUGGUCGAUCUCAUUGUUCUUCCUUCUCUAAUAGACUUUACGGUUUCAAUGCUACACAUCCUCAAGAUCCUUCACUUGAUCGUAGAUAUGCUUCGUUCUUGAAAAACAUGUGUCCUCGACCAAUUAGCGACACUCAAGUUGAUCCAAUGGUGAAUCUUGACGUUUCGUCACCUAUUCACCUUGACAACAAGUAUUAUCUCAAUUUGAAGAACCAUAAGGGAUUGUUAACUUCUGAUCAGACAUUGUUUGAAAGUCCUUUAACUUCUAAGUUGGUGUUGAAUAACGUUAAGUAUCGAUCGACUUGGGCACGUAAGUUUGCUGCUGCUAUGGUUCAUAUGGGUUCAAUUGAAAUCCUCACGGGUAACAAGGGUGAGAUCAGGACGAAUUGUCAUUUCAUCAACUGAUUUAAUUGGCUUGAUUGAUUUAUUGUAUGUUGAAAUUUGCGUGAGAUUUUGUAUUCUUUUUCUUCGAUUUUCUUUCUAAUACAUUGUGUUGAUUGUUAAAUUCAAUGUAAGUACCAGUUGUAUCAUUGCAUAUGUUUACACGA
Molecule: messenger RNA, 1216 nt
Organism: Solanum dulcamara
Lineage: Eukaryota; Viridiplantae; Streptophyta; Magnoliopsida; Solanales; Solanaceae
Product: peroxidase 5-like
Exons: 2
Coding region: 24-1073 (349 amino acids)
Biological process (GO): hydrogen peroxide catabolic process; response to oxidative stress
Cellular component (GO): plant-type cell wall; plasmodesma
Molecular function (GO): heme binding; peroxidase activity
Source: RefSeq, a predicted model, not a curated record